This is a messenger RNA of Ascochyta rabiei, 2250 nucleotides long. RefSeq lists its product as uncharacterized. Gene Ontology annotation, biological process: chromatin remodeling. Bases 1 to 2250 code for a protein of 749 amino acids. The transcript has 2 exons. Gene Ontology annotation, cellular component: Swr1 complex. The record is from RefSeq and is a predicted model, not a curated record. Lineage: Eukaryota; Fungi; Ascomycota; Dothideomycetes; Pleosporales; Didymellaceae. Gene Ontology annotation, molecular function: ATP-dependent H2AZ histone chaperone activity.
AUGGACGGCCCACCUCCACCGCCGCCAAAGCAUGGCGAGAACCCAAAGACGACCGGAGGCACGCAUGCCCCUGGAGGUACUGGCAGUGGCUUACCUCCAGGCAACUAUGACAUCUUCAUCAUACCACCUCACUCCUCUGGCGGCGGAUUCGUGUACCUUCCAAGCCUUCAGGUGCAGCGAAACAGUUUCAUGGCAGGCAUAGCCAGCACGCUUGCCAGUAUCGCCGUAUGGAAGCUGGUUGAACCUCAAGUGAAACAGUACUCCCAGAUGGUCAGCCAGGGCGUGUCGUCAGGCGGCAAUGGCGUUAUACUGCUCGUGGUGCUUGUGGGCAUCGCUGGCUGGGUCUUCGGUCAGACACAGGGCAGAGGGAAAUUCGGAGCCUUUGGGUCAGGGAGCGGACCUCAAAGUGGGACGAAUGCCGGGGCUGGCGCUGGCACACCGGGAGCAGGUUCUGGCUACCAACGGGCACCGCCACCACCGCCGAACGGAGCUUUCCCCGGUGCUGGCGGUCCUCCACCACAAGGUGCUCAAGGAGGAUGGGGAGGCUAUCAACAAUAUGGUGCGUCAUCGCCACCUCCAGACGACGCCGAGUCAACCUUUAAAGCAGAACAGGCCAAAGCUGAGGAGGAGCGCAAACGCGCCGAGGAGGAAGAGCAGCGGAAGCAGGCUGAGGCGAAGCGGAAAUCAGAUGAAGCGAAGCGGAAAGCAGAUGAAGCGAAGCAGAGAGAGGAUGAAGCGAAGCGGAGAGAGGAUGAAGCGAAGCGGAAAGAGGAUGAAGCGAAGCGGAAAAGGGAAGAAGCAGACCGCAAACGAGCUGAAGAGGAGAAACGGAAGCGGGACGAAGAGGAACGCAGACAGGUAGAGACACAACGUAAACAGGCGGAGGAGGCGAAGCGUAAGCGUGAAGAGGAGGCACGGAGACUGGCUGAGGAGGCAAAGAAGAUAGCAGAAGAAGUGGCCCGAAAGGCAGCCUGGGAGGAGCUCAAGAAAGCCGAGGAAGCAAGGAAGAAGCGAGAGGAAGAGGAGAAAGCGAAAGAAGAGGCGGCAAAGCAAGCUCGAGCGAAGGCAGAGAAGGAGAAAUGGGAGAAGAUGAGGCAGCGUGAGCGAGAACAGCGCGAGCGUGAGGCCCGCGAACGACUUGCCAAAGAAAAGGCGAAGAAGCUGCAAGAGCAACGAGAGAAGGAAGACGCCGAACGUGAGGCUCGUGAAGCUGCAGCAAGAGCAGCCAUCGAGAAAGAGAUCCGAGAGAAGCUCGAGGCUGAACAAAAAGCCAAGGCAGCUGAGGAGGCAGCGAAGAAGGCCGAAGACGAAAAGGCUGCCGCAAUCGCUGCUGCGGCAAAGGAGAAGGCUGCUGCAGAAGCUGCUGCCCUCAAAGCGAAGGCUGACGCUGAGCGGGCUGAACGGCUCAAGGCUGCACGGGAGCGAGCCCAGCGCGACCGAGAAGCUCGACUCAAAGCAGAAGCCGACAAGAUCAAGGCGGAAGCUGCCGCUGCAACGCCAGACCCCAAUGCGGGCCGAAGAUCCACGACAUAUGGCGGCAUUGGUGGUGGUGAGCGCCUCGAUCCGUACGCAGGCGCUCGGAGCCCGCCCAUACCUUCACCGUCCGUUACGUCCACACGUUCCUCGCCGAUCAAAGCUACUGUCACAUCCAAGAAGAACUACGAGCAGGACACUGCCAAGUCGUACUUCGGCACUGAAGCGCGGUCAAGCGCGUCUCGCUCUCACGUUUCUUCUGCAUACUCAGAGUCCUCUUAUGCCGAAUCCCACUCGACCUCGCGGACAACACCCCCGCCCUCUCACCGAGGGCCUUACUCUACAGCUGAUCCCAACAAGAUCGUUAUCAAAGCUGUUUACCUAUUCAACAAUCUUUUCCCAAAGCCAGUGGCGCAGCUGGUCGCCAAUGUGGGCAAGGUAACCGAUGGGUUAAUACUGAAGAUCCAAUCCGAGGGUCUGUUUAUCGAUGACGACGUACGUGGCAUACCACAGCGCGAAUGGGAUGUGAAGGCCUGGACACUGAAGAUGGUUGAGAGCGGCACUCAGCCUUCAAAAGGUCUGCAUAUCCUCCGUGCUUCGGUCCGUGAUGCCGACGGAAAGAAGUAUGUCUUCUUCAUCGAUGAGUCUGAGAGCUGGAAACUGGCGCUCGGCCUGCAACGGUUGCGUAAGGGCAGCCAGGUUCGCAGUCUGCAGAACAGCCAGAUGGCGCCAAACGAUGUAGCGAGGAUAUUGAACGCUGUACCUCCUCUUGCAUGA